CAUAGACAACAAGGACAUGGAUCUCAAUAAACUCAAGAAAAACGCUUACUACGAAGUUCUCAAGGCCUUCCUCGCAGAGUCUUCUACAAUAUCCGGACCAAGGAUUAUGUUCAUGAAAGAACUCAAGAAGGAACUGAAUAUCGAUCAUGACACUCACGCCGAUUGCCAUAAGCGAGUCAAAACUGAUACACUGGUCCAAGAACUGAGGGGAACUUCUUCUGAGAAGGCAACAGAGAAAGCCACUGACGCUGAGGAAGAGAAGAGUACUUCUGUAGAAGGAGAAGCACUAAAGCCACGUCUAGUAGUGGACGAGAGAUACGUUCUCAAACUUCAAGAAAGUUUCAACGUAGCUCCAGCAAAGAUCCAACAAGAAACGGCUCAACCGAGUGAUACUAGUACUCCUGCAAAGAUCCAAAAAGACAAGGCUGAAGUGAGCGCUACUACUACCACUACUCCUGAAGAGUUACCUUUCCCAAGCUGGGGCCAUGUUGCUCCCGAGUCUCUUGUUAACAGCAUCAUCAAUAUAAUAAUAUACGGUGACAACGACCACGUUCAAUUCCAAAUCAAAGCCUAUGACGCAGAAACGGAAAUGCACCAGCUGGUGACUUUAGGAAGCACAAAGGAACAUGACGACCCCUUGGACUGGAUCGAUAUUAGAUAUUUUCCAAAGGAAGAUGUUAUAUGGCAAAAUCAACAUCCCGGGUUCACAACACGCAACUGCUUACUUAAACCAGGCCAAACCAUCUUGAACGCAACCACUACAGCUCGUGAGAAGACGCCAAUCAAAGUGGUUGGAACAUCUGCCAGUGGGAUUCCUAUUAUCAAGAUCAAGAAACUUGAUAAGGGAAAAGCUAAAGCGCAGUAGGGGGAUGUAGACAAGACC
Messenger RNA from Brassica rapa (field mustard), 883 nucleotides. Its product is annotated as protein EMSY-LIKE 1. Gene Ontology annotation, biological process: defense response to fungus. Gene Ontology annotation, cellular component: nucleus. NCBI's taxonomy places the organism in Eukaryota, Viridiplantae, Streptophyta, Magnoliopsida, Brassicales, Brassicaceae. The record is from RefSeq and is a predicted model, not a curated record.